AUGGCUUUAUACGCUUCCCUGGUCGUAGUGUUUUUCAUGCACCUCGAGGGCAGUUGUGGCAUGCAAUUUCCUGACUGUAUCCGCGGUCCAUCUCUCCUAACAGAAAAUGAUGUUUGCUGCCCACAGUCAUCCUCUUCUGAUCGCGCCGCAGCCUUGGUGGCUAGCAUGAACAUCACCGAGAAACUCGGCAAUCUCAUCGAAGCAAGUACCGGGUCUUCCCGCCUGGGUCUGCCACCAUACAACUGGUGGAACGAAGCGUUGCAUGGAGUAGGAUUUUCUGAUGGGGUUGAUUUCGGCGUGAACUUUUCUAUCGUCACGGAGAACCCCAUCGGAGAAUUCUCGUAUGCCACAUCCUUUGCCACACCCCUGCUACUCGCUGCUGCAUUUGACGAUGAAAUGAUUUACCAGGUCGCGGACACUAUUAGUACCGAGGCCCGCGCCUUCAGCAACGCCGGUCAUGCAGGUCUCGACUACUGGACCCCGAACGUCAACCCGUACCGCGAUCCACGCUGGGGCCGAGGCUCUGAAACUCCCGGAGAAGACCCACGGCGAAUCAAGGGAUAUGCCGCUCACUUUCUUCGUGGUCUCGGAGGAGACCAGAACUCUACAAAAAAGACAUUGACAAACUGCAAGCAUUACGCCGGAUAUGAUCUGGAGACAUGGGGUGGAUAUAGCCGCUACGGAUUCAAGGCCAACAUCACCAUGCAAGAUCUUGUUGAAUAUUACUUGCCUCCGUUCCAGCAGUGUGCGCGGGACUCCAAAGUCGAUUCAAUCAUGUGUUCAUACAACAUGGUAAACAACACCCCAGCUUGUACUAAUUCUUACCUCAUCAAUCGUGUCCUGAGGCAGCAUUGGAACUGGACAGCUUCCUCUCAGUACAUUGUCACUGACUGCGGUGUCGUGAAUGAAACCGUCAUGCGCACGCAUUACACUUCAAGUCUUGCUGAAUUCAGCGCGUUGAUGUUCGAGACGGGUAUCGAUCUCGUCUGUACUGGAGGCUCCCCAGCUGCUAUUUCGGAGGCAUACAUGAAGUCCUUGCUCCCAGAAAAGACAAUUGAUGCCUCUUUGCGCCGUCAGUACGAAGCCUUGGUGCAUGUCGGGUACUUCGGGCCCAACUGGACAGAUCCAUAUGUAUCAUUGGAUUGGUCCGCAGUGAAUACGCCACGCAGCCAAGCUUUGGCACGCAGAACGGCAGCACAAAGUAUGGUUUUGCUCAAGAACAACGGAACUCUGCCGAUACCAUUCAUGACCCACCCCAGGGUAGCGCUCAUUGGAGUCUAUGCCAAUGCCACCUGGGAAAUGCUAGGUAGCUACUUUGGCGUCCCUCCCUAUUAUCAUAGCCCUCUCUACGCCGCACAACAGAGAGGCUUGAAGGCUGUCUAUGCAUCCGGUCCAUCGACCUCACAGAAUGCAACCGGUAACUGGACGGCACAAAUCGAAGCAGCCAAGAAUGCCGACGUUGUGAUUUACUUUGGCGGCAUCGAUGUCUCAACCUCAAGUGAACUCAACGAUCGUUCGUCCGUCUCCUGGCCCGCCUCUCAGCUGAGUCUCAUCAAAGAGGUAUGCGCUCUCGGCAAGCCCUGUGUGGUCGUUCAGCUAGGCGAUCAACUCGACGAUACAGCUCUGCUCAAUAACUCAAACGUUUCCGCUAUCCUUUGGGCGUCCUAUCCCGGACAGGAUGGAGGGCCAGCCAUUUUUGAUGUUUUGACUGGCUCUAUUCCUCCAGCCGGUCGAUUGCCAGUCACCCAAUAUCCCACUAGCUAUGUGGACCAAAUUCCGAUGACGGACAUGGGGCUCCAGCCGCAGGAUGACCGUCCAGGACGUACAUACUGGUACUAUGAGGAUGAUGUAUUGCCUUUCGGAUAUGGAUUGCAUUAUACAAACUUCACAGCUUUGAUCCAGGGUCCUAGAUCGACCAGGCAGUCAUCGUCUACUCAAGAGGACACUUUGCAUCUAGGUGCAUACCAUAUUAAUGAGUUGAUAGCAGACUGUGGCUCUCAGCAUUUGGAUCUUUGUCCACUGCCGCCUGUAGCGGUUGCUGUGACGAAUACAGGUAACCGGAGGUCCGACUUUGUUGUCCUUGGAUUUAUUGCUAACAAGCUCGGCCCGCCACCGCACCCCAUCAAGAAGCUCGGUGCUUAUACCCGUGUGAAGGCUAUCUCACCCAACGAAACUCGCUCUGCUCUACUUAAUCUUUCUCUUGGUGACAUGGCACGUGUGACCGAGCGUGGAGACCGGGUGCUCUUCCCGGGAGUUUACAAAAUCCUGAUUGACGUGCCCACACAGAGUACGGCAACCUUGGAGCUGUUGGGAUCAGAGACGACCUUGGAAUCAUGGCCACAGCGUGAAACAAAUGUUUAA
Messenger RNA from Penicillium arizonense, 2361 nucleotides. RefSeq lists its product as uncharacterized. NCBI's taxonomy places the organism in Eukaryota, Fungi, Ascomycota, Eurotiomycetes, Eurotiales, Aspergillaceae. Gene Ontology annotation, biological process: xylan catabolic process; arabinan catabolic process. Bases 1 to 2361 code for a protein of 786 amino acids. The record is from RefSeq and is a predicted model, not a curated record. The transcript has a single exon. Gene Ontology annotation, molecular function: xylan 1,4-beta-xylosidase activity; alpha-L-arabinofuranosidase activity. Gene Ontology annotation, cellular component: plant-type cell wall.